AGUGUCACAAUGCAAAGCAGAUCUAAAAAUAAGUUUGAUGUUCUGCAUUAAAUCAGGGGUGACAAUGAAGCCUGAAUGACAGGACGCUGCUGGCUCGAGGGGCUCUGUGAUCAUGUGGCCGCUGGAUGAGCGCAUCUGACAUCCCUAAAGGGACCCUGGAUGCAGCGAGACACAGACAGCAUCCGAGAGCGGAAACGCAAUGAAGUAGGUCAUUCAUGCAUAGAUACGCACGCAUGCACCCCCUCCCCUCCAUCUCUCUCUCUCUCACACACACACACACACACACCAGCUCCGCGUGCUCCAGCGGCUUCUUUCAGAAGCACACAAAGACAGCAGAACACACUCAGCCGGACGCAUGGCAGAAGCGGACCGCUUUUCCCACAUGAGUGCAGGAUGUAGAGAGCUGGAGUGCUGAGGAAACUCAUUUUUUGAUGAUAGAUCAUCAUGGUUUUUUGGAUGAAUUUCUAGCAGGGUUGAGAACAGGACGCGGUGUUUGGAUGCAGGAACAUGAGGGAGAGAGACAGCAGGGCACGGGCAGGGUCAGAUGCUGUAGGUGUGAUUGUUAUAAUAACACCAAAGCAUAUGAAGUACAAAAACAGACAUGGUGAAAAAGGGAAAGGAAGGCGAAAGAGAAUAAUAAAAAAGUGCCCAGGUGGGGGUUCUCUCAGCGGGACGGGGCAGUGGGACGGGCGGCGCUCCGGUCGGGGACAUGCAGGCGCUGUCAAUCACAUCUCUCUCCGCCUCGGAGCUGGAACAGCAGUAUGAGCUGAUCGCUCCUUUAGGGAAGGGCACCUAUGGCAAAGUCGACUUGGUGGUGCAUCGGACACAGGGUACUAAGCUGGCUCUUAAGUAUGUGAGUAAGAACAAGACGAAGUUGCGCAGUUUUCUGCGUGAGUACAGCCUGACGGCCGCGCUGGGCUGCAGCCCGUUUAUCAUCAAAGUUCUGAACGUGCUGUUUGAGACGGAGGACAGCUAUGUGUUCGGACAGGAGUAUGCACCUGCAGGAGAUCUGUUCGACAUCAUCCCACCUCAGGCCGGUUUGCCGGAGGAGAUGGUCAAGCGCUGCGUUCAGCAGCUGGGUUUGGCUCUGGAUUUCAUGCACAGCAAGAGUCUUGUCCAUCGGGAUGUGAAGCCAGAAAACAUUCUGCUUUUCGACCGUGAGUGUCGACGUGUGAAAUUGGCAGAUUUAGGUAUGACACGGCGGGCAGGCAGCCGGAUCAAGCGGAUCAGCGGCACCAUCCCAUACACCGCCGCCGAGGUGUGCCAGGCCUCGGUAUCGGAGGGAAUCGUGGUGGCGAUGACCCAGGACGUGUGGGCAUUCGGAGUUCUGCUGUUCUGCAUGCUGACGGGAAACUUUCCGUGGGAAGCGGCAUUGCCUAGCGAUGCAUUCUUUUCGGAAUUUCAGCGAUGGCAGCGGGGGGCAUUUCCUCCCGGCAUUGUUCCCUCCCAAUGGCGGCGGUUUUCGGACGAUGCAUUGCGCAUGUUCGGUCGGCUGUUGGCGCUGGAGCCAGAGCGGCGCUGUGGGGUUAAAGAGGUCUUCUACUUCCUCAAAUACGACCUGCUGAAUCAUCACCGCCGCAGAGCUUCCUGUAGGGCUUCUAGGGGCGGUUCCGCACGUUGCUCCGCCCACAGACACGCAGAGCCCUCUCCACCUUCAGGAACUUCCUGUCUACGCCCCACCCCCCUCAAACGUAGCAUCCUGUCCGAACCGCAUUCUUCUAGGGAGGAGUCCUCCAAAAGCCCGUCGCCCAACCGCCAAGACAAGAGCAAAGUAAUGAUGACCACUCCUAUUGAGAUUUGCGUAUGAAGCCAAAACUGGAUACAGCCGCAAAAAGGUAGCAAUAUUGCUUCAGAAUUACUAUUGGGAAAAUGUUUGCACAGGAACGACAACGUAUUUCAUGAUGGAAGUUCAUAGAACGGCCACGAAUGUCAAAAUAGCAAACUAUUACAAGGUGACUUUGAAACCUAGCUAAUGUAAACUAAAAGACAUAGCUUUGGUAGGUCACUUUAGCACUAGAAAUGAAUCCGUUUCACUAGGAAACCGUGGUGAAUUAAUUCAAACUGCUUUCAUUUUAAAGGAAUAGUUCACUCCAAAAAGAAAUGGAAAUUCUGUCAUCAUUUACCUCAUGUCAUUCCAAACCCUUAUGAUUUUCUUCUUACUCAAAACAUGGAAGAAAUACUGCAUGAUGGAUCCUGAAAUUACAUAAGAGUACCAUAUUCUGAGUCCUCUAAAGCCAUAUGUUAGAUUUAUGUGAGGAAAAGUCCAAAAUUUAAGUCAUUAUUGACCAAUAAGUCUACAAAUUGUACCUGUAGGAGUGCAGCAGCUGGGUCAGUACCCUUAAAGGGACAAAUUUGUUCUAUUUUUACCACUAAAAGUAUAUUAGUUCUACAGAGUAGUAUAUAUUGUACUAAUAUGAACCUUUUAUGGGUAAAUUAGGUAAAUUAAUACCCUAAAGGUAAACUUGUUGAUUGAUUUUUCUGAAAGUUGAAGAUGCAUUGCGUCUGGUCAUUGACAUCAGGUCUAAUGUAUCUAAAUGUGUUGUAUUUGAAUUGAAUGACCUUUGAGAGACACUGCAUGAGGAAAACAUUUCAACCCAGUUUUUGGUCUGUUUCUCACUCAAAGCUGAUCAUCAUGUGGCUUUGCAAGACUUAUUUAUAUAUUAUAUAUUUUAUAGUUGUAUAGUAAUCGUUUUAUUGUGCUUUUUGUCUUUCUGGGAGCAAGUGUUAUU
Molecule: messenger RNA, 2729 nt
Organism: Cyprinus carpio (common carp)
Lineage: Eukaryota; Metazoa; Chordata; Actinopteri; Cypriniformes; Cyprinidae
Product: serine/threonine-protein kinase SBK1-like
Exons: 5
Coding region: 710-1807 (365 amino acids)
Biological process (GO): peptidyl-serine phosphorylation; peptidyl-threonine phosphorylation
Molecular function (GO): protein serine/threonine kinase activity; ATP binding
Source: RefSeq, a predicted model, not a curated record